Molecule: messenger RNA, 555 nt
Organism: Echinostoma caproni
Lineage: Eukaryota; Metazoa; Platyhelminthes; Trematoda; Plagiorchiida; Echinostomatidae
Source: the annotation of a GenBank genome assembly
AUGUCUAAUAUCAUUCAAUCUACUGGUUCGUAUCCGAGACGCGUCCAUUCCGUUUUGUCCACAUUUAGUUAUGUGUUUGUGGAUAUCGGGAUCGAUUUGGCACAUUUCGUGGACACCGUGAAAGCAAACUUCGACCCGGACACACGUCUGGCCUUAGUGGCCACAAUCCAAUUUGUCACGAGUUUGCAAACAGCUAAAAAAGCAAUGGAACAGCAUGGAUUCCGUGUGUGCAUUCCGCACUGUCCUCCACUGUCCCCCGGCGAACUGUUGGGAUGCACAUCACCCCGAAUUCAGAAUGCCGAUGCUGUUCUAUAUCUCGGGGAUGGUCGUUUUCAUCUGGAGUCAGUUAUGAUUGCCAAUCCUCUGCUUCCUGCCUAUCGAUAUGAUCCGUAUGAUAAGUCCAUCACUCAGGAAUUCUAUGAUCACAAGCUAAUGCGACAAAGGCGCAAGGCGGCGAUCGAUGUAGCCAAGUCAGCCAAACGUUUCGGGCUGAUUCUGGGUAGGUUUACCGGUGUCGGGCCUCACCUCUCUUUGGCCACAGCACAGUCUGUAUAA